Wasmannia auropunctata (little fire ant) is the source of this 3679-nucleotide messenger RNA. Its product is annotated as protein N-terminal glutamine amidohydrolase. The coding region runs from base 230 to 904 and encodes 224 amino acids. Gene Ontology annotation, molecular function: protein-N-terminal asparagine amidohydrolase activity; protein-N-terminal glutamine amidohydrolase activity. The record is from RefSeq and is a predicted model, not a curated record. Gene Ontology annotation, cellular component: nucleus; cytosol. NCBI's taxonomy places the organism in Eukaryota, Metazoa, Arthropoda, Insecta, Hymenoptera, Formicidae. The transcript has 4 exons.
CGAAUCACGAAUGCUCCAGUCGGUCGGUCGUGCGCGUCGCGGCUGAGAACGAGGACGAGAGCUCGAGAUCGUUUGAGGCGUCUCGUUAUGAGGUUCGCGUGGUGCCUGACGUCGCGGUCCACUUAACGUGCGCGCGCGCGCGCCUCCGCGUGUUCCGUGCGCCCACGGCCUGCGUCCUAUCUCGCGUCGUGUCCCGCGCGUCCGGCAGGAAACGUCCGCAGAACGCAGAAUGGCCGUGGAACCUCGCGUGACCGCGAAGCCCCUGGUGCCGCUCUUCACGAAGGCGUCCGACUGCGUGUACACCAGCUGCUACUGCGAGGAAAACGUAUGGAAGCUGUGCCAGGACGUAGCGACUAGGCAUCCUUCCGAAUUGCAACAUUGUCACGUUGUUUUUGUGAGCAACCCACGCAGAAACGUUCCCCUUUGGCGUCAACGAUCGGGGAAGGACGAGGACAAAUUAAUCGUGUGGGACUAUCAUGCCAUUCUCAUCUACGCGCCCGACGAAAGGGCGGUGGUGUACGAUUUAGAAAGCUGCCUGCCGUUUCCGACGCAUUUCUGGAAGUACGCGACCGAGACCUUCCGGUCCGACGAGGCGCUGCGGCCCGAGUAUCACAGAAGAUUCCGCCUGGUGCCCGCCAGCGUGUACUUUCAGCAGUUCGCGUCGAAUCGGCAUCACAUGAAGCGCAAGGACGGCACUUGGAUCAAGACACCGCCGGAUUAUCCCCCGAUUUCGACACCAACCUGCAAGGAUAAUCUCGACUCGUUCAUCAACAUGGAACCAGGAACCGGACUGGGCGUUGUAAUGAGUUUGAAACAAUUAGUUAACCGAUUUUAUAGGCCAAACGUCAACACACCGGCGCCGACGCCGCCUCAGCCGCCUCAGCCGCAAGCUACAGCAACUUAAGUCGCGAGUUGAAGUCGCGCGACAUUCGUACGCUUUAAUCGAACAGCUUGAAAAUCAAUUGUAUGGCCUAAGGGAAUUGGUUUGGUGCACGCACGCGCCAUCGUGGGCUAAAAUACUUGAUCGAAAUUUGAUAAUAAUGUUAGUUAAUUGCUGCCAGCUACGGCAGAAUUUCAAAUAUAAAAUCGUUGUAUUGCUACUUGAGCGGGGGAUUUGCUCGAGAAUCGAGCUGGAAAAUCGAGAGGCGGUUUUAGCUAAAUUAAAUUUGUUAUCGCGUUGUGAUAUACUUUUGUCAAAAGUUACAUUAUAUGAUGAACGUGAAUGAUGAACGUUUUAGAUAAGUUUGUCAAUUGUUAUUUAUUAUUUUUCUUCUUGCUCCUCUAUAUCCUAUCACUUGAAACUUUGCGCGUAAACCUUCGGGUAGCGUGAAACCGACGAGUACAUAAAAUUAUCAAUGCAAGUGUAUUAAUUAUUUAUCCGUUACUAUUAACCCGGACUAUUAUCCUGGUUCUAGGUAGAAAGAUUUAAAAAUCUCAUGUUUUAUUCAUACAAUCAAAACCUUCGUAUUAUCGAGAUAAUAGAAACACGCACCUCUUGCAAUAUAUUAACGAGAUUGACGUCUUAUUCUCCAGCCGAGCGAUUUGGCUUGCCGCGCAUGAAGAACGAUUCUGCUGAGCUGCUUUUUGAAUACUCUCGAUAAGUGCUUAUGCAUCGUAUUAAUGGACUCCAUCGAAAUCCAUUUUCUCUCUCUUCUAACUAAAAGGUCUCCUUCGCAGAAUUUAUCCAGAAUGAGAUGCUCUCAUCCGGUCAAAUGUAGCACAUUCGAUCACCUUUCCGAACUCGAAUCGUAUUUUAUAUAAGUAAAAAACUUUCGUCUUCAUGCCAUAAAGCGAUAUUUCUCACGGCUUUACUCUGUCAGUGGUGUUAUUAUAAUUAUUGUGUCAAAGACUGAUGUAUUUACAGAGGAUUAUCCGACUUGAUAGAGAUCCCUUUGUCUAUCGGCGCGUGCUCGAAGCGCGGGACGCGAAUUAAAAGCGCUUAUAAUUACUGUGCGAUCGAUGUAGUAAGGUCAAGAACUUAAUCUUUGCGACGUAACGUAAUUAUUACGAUUAUUGUAAUUCUUGUGAUACUUUACACUUUCUACUUUGAAUACCUACGCUAUAUAACUUACCUACUGUUUAUACUAAAAGCCGAUUCUUAACAGAUACGUAUUCGCUUGUUGAACGGCUUCCCUUAAAUUGACGUAUUAACUUGAAUGGACACCCAACAUCGUCACGCGACCAAUUGUUAACAUCGAAAAACCUGUUGACUCAUCGAACACACGUCGCUCUAGUGACGAUAGGAAACAAGUUUUACAACGAAUGCUUUAAAUUCUCUGUCUGUUCUGUAAAUAAGAUAGGCAAAAUAUGUUCUAUCCAUUAAGAUUUAAUAUCUCAUUACUUUCCAAUGGAGGUAUUGAAUAUUUUAAGCCUGUACUAUUCAAUUUAUUACACCUCACAUUCUAGAGUUUUUAUAAACGUCAUAAACGUUUGUUCUCGUGGUUUUGUGAUUAACUUUUUGCGAUUCAAGUAUGAUAAAUAAUAUUUAUUUAAAUAUUCUCGCGAUUAUACGGCCUUGAGUGGCCUCGAUAUAUCAGAAUAGCCAGUAAACUUAGAUAUGAGUGCAAAAUAAGUGUAAAAUGCUCCGCCACCUCCGAUCGGCAUGAUGUAACCUUGGAUCGUAAAGGGUUAAUCGCGUGUUAUGUUAUGCGCAUUUUAUCAGAUGCGGCAGCCUUGAAAGUUCACCCCUUUGUGCGGACUUUCUUCCCUCGAUUCCUCGAUAAUGGUGACGAUGUGUGGAACGCAAGUUCCGUACUUAUAGAACUACAUCUAUUUUAAUUUCGUUGUUAGUUGCUUCAUUCGGAGUGCAAACGGGGAAGUUUGUCAACAAGCAAUUGAUAUCGAACUAUCGACUCGACGAGUCGACGGCGGCGAAUGGUGCCGAAUCAUUCGUGGGAACGGAUCCACCGAUCGGGUCGAUAGUUUUUAAGAGUUCGUCCACUCUUUGCCUUCCAAAGUCUCUCUCUCACUAGUUCACUCUUACCUUUUUCAUCGACACAUAUUUACCUCCAGUUCGCAUAUAUCAUGUUACUACGAGCGUACGUACUUGUAAGCGGAGAAGUUUACGGUUUCGAAGUAUCUAGUCACCGAAAAUCGCUUUAGUGUAAAUUGUGCGAUACAGCAGUCACCACGACCGGUUUCUUUUUAAAUAGACGCGCAAUGUGUGGAAAAAAAAUUCGGGACCGAUCUUCUUAGCGAGUAAUCUCGAGAAACUUUAUCAAAAGACAAAAAUACCGAAAAAAAAGAUUCUCUUUAUCGUUCAGACAAGAUAUUGCUAAAUAUAUCAGCAGAAACUUACGAUUAUGAUAUAUAUAUUGUACACAUAUACAUAUAUAUCGAUAUUUCAUAUUUAUUAUACAGAUAUAUUGUAAUUAUAUUUGUAUCGGUUUCGAUACACCGAUAAGAGAUUUAGUCGAAAAUGUUAACUUAUACAAUGUUUUAUAUAUAUACAUAUAUAUUAUAUAUAUAUUUGUCGGCGUUCGGUGACAUAUUCUCUUACCAUUGUCAUUUACAAUCUGUAAACGCCCAGACUUAAACAUCAUAAGUCUAUUGCCACGUUUUCGCAUAUUUGCAGAGAAUCAUGAAAACUUCUUUACGACCUUCUCCUUUCGAGUAUAUGAUGGGUUAUUACAAUAAAUGGAUGCACUCCGUUCGUCUAAGCUUCGAAUUUUACAAAAUA